AUGGCCGUAUUUUUUUUGGAAACUGAUCCAGUGUUAAGAAAUGCAGAUCGGAUUGAGUAUCUUUCCAAGAGUGAUCAUAUUUACGAGAAGUGUGAUCGUGUUACUCAACCUGAAGACUCUAAAUUUCUAGCUAAGUGCGUACAAAAAAUUGGCUCUGAUUGUGGAGAACAAAUAGUUGCCAAGUUAUUUACUGAUGUAGGGAGCGUAAAUAGACAAUGCUGUGAAAAUCUUAUGAAAAUGGGUGAAAAAUGUCAUAUGAAUAUGGCGAAAGCUUUGAUUCGUACACCGGCAAUGAGGAGUAUUGAUGCACCUGAUUUUCUACGGAAGAACAAGAAAUUAUUUGAUGAUUGCAAAGAUAUGGAAUAA
Molecule: messenger RNA, 366 nt
Organism: Medicago truncatula (barrel medic)
Lineage: Eukaryota; Viridiplantae; Streptophyta; Magnoliopsida; Fabales; Fabaceae
Product: protein DOWN-REGULATED IN DIF1 11
Exons: 1
Coding region: 1-366 (121 amino acids)
Source: RefSeq, a predicted model, not a curated record